Mugil cephalus (flathead mullet) is the source of this 3579-nucleotide messenger RNA. RefSeq lists its product as uncharacterized. Gene Ontology annotation, cellular component: nucleus. Lineage: Eukaryota; Metazoa; Chordata; Actinopteri; Mugiliformes; Mugilidae. The transcript is spliced from 12 exons. The record is from RefSeq and is a predicted model, not a curated record. Gene Ontology annotation, biological process: regulation of gene expression. Gene Ontology annotation, molecular function: DNA binding; POU domain binding. Bases 266 to 1576 code for a protein of 436 amino acids.
UGAUGUAGACUUGGGUUUGGUGGUGGAGCGUGCUUUAAGAUUGUCACAUGCCUUCCAAUGAAACAGGUUGGUGUUGUUGUGUAUUUGCCCCCAGGCAGUAGGAGUGGUCGUCCUCUUAUGGGACAGCCAGUGUCAGGUUACCAAUGUUAACACGCAUCCAGGUAGUGAACAAACAAACAGGUGGAGACUGGCUCAGCAGCACGACCUCGGCAGAUAAGGAGAGACGUUCAAGUUUAACCCAGCCACAGGAAACUGACUUAACGAGAUGAGAGGACGGUACAAACGAAAGCAAUCGAAAGAAGGAAGCGAGGAAGCAGACAUCGGCGCUGGGCUCUCUCCUCUGCCUGGGAGAACCGCGGCGGGUUCGGCUGAGCCAGACACACCUGUUCCCGGCGACACCGUCCACGACCUGGGCGGCAGUAAGGGGGAAGGUGUAAAAUGUUCCAUUUAUGGCGGUGAAAAGGUCUACCUUGGAGUCCGUGUCAAAAUGCCAGUAAAGGACCUCCUGAAAAAUGUCCGUCUAGCUCAAGGUUGGGAGCCUCAAGAACUGAAGGAGAAAUGCAGAAAAGUCGUCAAAGGAGAAAUGAAACGUGUGAAAACACGCUCAAGACGUCAAACUAUCAAGGUACAACACCCAACAAAAAGCCUGGAGGAGCUAGCAAUUAUUGUUGAGGUGCUGGAGGAGGAUCUCAGGACUGGCAGCACAUACCACUCCCCUCCCCAAAGUGCAUCAUUCUUCGACCCUCCAAUGUCUCCUGAGCUUUCUCCAUAUGGUGCAGGAUGCAAUAGUGACAAGUACGAUGAAAUGAUCCCCACGCCCCAGUUCUACAUGGCCUACUCGCCCGAGUACCAACAGACCCCGUCCCCUCCCGAUCUCAUGUACACCGGCCUCGAGCCCUCCAGCGCUGGAAGCAUGACAGCAAGUGAUGAAGUGUGGGAGGAGUGCAACCACAAAUGGAACAUCAGUAGCUCCGCUUUCUUCUGGACGCAGCUGCAGAAAGAGGAGAGCCAGCUGAGGGACAUCUCUGACGCAGUGCUGCUGUCCGCCGAUGAACAGGGCAGGACGGCUCUUCAUAAAGUGGCUGCCGUCGGAAAGAGAGCGCUGGGCUACGCUAUAGCUAAAAGGAUGGCUGCGCUGAACAUCCUGGACAGCAGAGACUCUGACGGAAUGACUGCCCUCCUCUAUGCGGCAAAGCACAACCACCACCUGAUGGUGGCAGAUCUGAUCAAUCUGGGGGCAGACGUCAAUGUGAAGAACAACUGCGGAAAGUCCUGCCUCCACCUCAGCGCUGAGAAUGGCUACGUCAGAGUCCUGGAGGUGCUAAAACAAGCGAUGAUGGAUGACCUGUAUGUUGACGUCGAAGCCACUGACAACUUUGGAAUGAGCGUCCUCCAGUGUGCUUCGCUGGCUUUGAAGACCACCGUGUGUGAGCUGGAAAACAGCAAAUCCCACACUCACACCAGACUGCACAUGCUCCGCCAAGAGCAGAUGAUGGAGACCCUGGAGUGUCUGCUGCAGAUGGGCAGCCACCUCCACACCAUGGGGAGCCGGAGUGUGCAGUCGAGAAUCGGCUGAGCACCUGGCAUGUCCGCCUGGCAAGGCAUUUUGGAGACCCGACAGUAAUGUUUUGAGUUGGUUGAGGCUUGAAAUUGUCUCGGAGAGACCAUGAUUAAUGGGGUUCUUUCCACUGAUGAUUUCAGGCCUGUUAUGUAAAGCAUCUGACACACUGCGUGCAGGGAAAAUACCUGACUUGCAAUCAGGUAUUUAUUGUAACUCACGCAAAAAUGUUAGGUGCCCAUCAGCUGGUUUCUGUGAAACUUCCAUUGUUUGUUACAUUUUAGUAACAACUAGUCCUCGGUUAGUGUGUUCCUGGAGGUACCAACGUGAAAUCUAUGGCAGCGUUUUAGAAAUGUGACUAGCCUUUUUAUGACGUGAUCAUUCAAACUGUCAGCAUAGUUUAAAAGCUGGACUUGGUUUCAGCAUGGUUGGGAAAAUACUAGUCAUCAUUUCAAGUGUUUUAUAUUAGAAAGAAAUUAAUUACAGAUUCCAGAGAUUGUUGUUCAUUGUUGUUUGUACAGCGCAAACAUGUAAUUCCAGUAACAGGGCUAUUCAGCUGUUAGCUAUUUUAUUUCCCACUGGAUUCUGAUUCGAUUGUAAAAGUGAUUUAGAGCCAUAGAAUUUACACGUUGGAUCUUAAUAGGACUUUUUUUACUAAAGGACGUUAACUUUUAGAAGGCACUGUACGGUGAUGGGGAGUAAAUACAGUUUUAAUUUGACUGACCUCACAUGGCUGUUACACAGUCUUCAGCCUGUUAUGUGCAGGGAGGUUUUAAGUUGGUGUACUGGAAUAUAACAAGGUGUGUUAUUGGUCAGUUUUCAUACAUCAUAGUGCUGUAUUUUUACGUGAUGCUCCUGUUAAUUUGUUUUUUUUUUUUGUUUGUUUGUUUUUACUGCAACUUCAGUCCCAACUGUUGUAGUUGGAUUAAGAUUCAGAAUGUGCAAAGUUUGGCUCAGUGUCUGAAGGCAAAUGAAAUUCAAACUCAAAAAAAAAAAAAAAAAAACAAACAAAAAAAACAAUAAAUUGAGUUCAGCCGCAUAUGAUGAGUACUCCAACAACUACAGAUUUGCAUCGUAUGUUUUAAAUACAUGUGGGGAAAUGAUAACAGCAGGGGUGAUGAGCUAGCUCAGUCCCUGACGUUAUUGACCAACAAACUCUACAUGUUUUCAUUGGCUGGCAAGCUGGUUAACAAUUAACAUUAUAAGUAACUUUGCUGAUGUUAUAAGGAAUAUUUUUCCUCUUUCCUAUAUAUUCAGGUAUUACUCUUAGCAAGGCUAAAUAUUUUUUUAAACAUAUCUUUCACACUUUUUUAUCAAAUAAUUAAGGGAAUGCAUUUGUAUAUCUUUGCAUGACAUUAUAGCAUUUAUUACGUAUUUUGGGAAUCGUUUAAACCAUAUGAAAACCAUAUAUGUUUAUACAGUAGACGUGCAAAAAACGUGGAUCACUUUUAUGUUAUCUAAUUCCAAACUUAUGGUUUUGUUAUGUGGUGGCGGCCAGCAGUGAAAAUAUAAUACGCAAAUGGAGUAGAAGGUGGAGAUGUGUUAUGGCAGAAAAACAAUGGCUAGAUUUUAAUCUAGUCAGUCAAUAUAAUGUAAUGCUCUCUGGGAUAUGGAAUAUAGGUUUGGAUUCAUACAACAUGAUGCUAAUGAAUAAAUGUAAUAUGCAUGGUAACAUGUUAAAGUAUUUAGUGAAAUAUACAGAUUUUUAUUUUUAUUUUUAUUUUUUUUUCACUUUUGUUUUUUCCAUUCAGCAUAGCACUUUUGGAUCUGGGAUAAUCAUUUUGUUUAUGCUUAUUGAUUAAAAUGUUCACUCAUUGAGUAGUAUGAGUAGAGUACUAACAGCGAUUUUGUGCAUUUACUUUUACUAAAAAAAAAUCCUAGCCAGUAGCUUACUUAUCCAAUUUUAUAUUUGAAAAUGUACACCUAUGGCUGGGGUUUCAUUUAUAUUUGUGAUAUAUAUGUGAUGUAUUUUUGUCCCAAUAAAUGUUUUGAGGACUCAUUUAUUGACGCUCCAGACUGAA